GCCCUUCCUCUCACAGCCGCCCUUCCUCUCACAGCCACCCUUCCUCUCAGACCAGUACGGUGGCCGACGGGAGUCAGACGCUGGGGAUGAAUGAAGGUGCUGGGUGCAGGUUGAAAAAGUCUCCCGCUUUUCCGUCCCUACAGUCCCGGUUCUGCCUUUGUGUGGUGCCCCCAUCCUCCCCACUUCGUAUCGACAAUCCGGUUGGUCCCGGCGUCUGAGUUCUCGGUGCCCGAGUCGACUCGAGGCACAACUAGGGUUUGGGGUUCCGGAUCAUCGCCUAGGCCCAACUUCGGACCGCGCUCUCGGAUUUCUGCCGCGUCCCGCCUCUAAGACGCGGAGUCCGUGUGGGGUUCCGUGAGGCUGGAGGGUAGAUCUUAAGGAUCAACAAACAGUAAUAAUGACUGAAUGUACAAGUCUUCAGUUUGUCAGCCCUUUUGCUUUUGAGGCAAUGCAGAAGGUGGAUGUUGUUCGCCUGGCAUCUUUAAGCGAUCCAGAAUUAAGACUUCUCCUGCCCUGCUUGGUACGGAUGGCACUUUGUGCACCUGCUGACCAGAGCCAAAGCUGGGCUCAGGAUAAGAAACUCAUCCUUCGCCUUCUCUCUGGAGUGGAAGCUGUCAACUCCAUUGUUGCAUUGUUGUCCGUGGACUUUCAUGCUUUAGAACAAGAUGCCAGCAAAGAACAGCAGCUUAGGCAUAAACUUGGAGGAGGCAGUGGAGAGAGCAUCCUGGUAUCACAGCUUCAGCAUGGACUGACGUUAGAGUUUGAACACAGUGAUUCACCUCGUCGAUUGCGUCUUGUGCUUAGUGAACUGUUGGCAAUUAUGAACAAGGUGUCUGAGUCCAAUGGAGAAUUUUUUUUCAAGUCUUCUGAACUUUUUGAGAGUCCAGUUUAUUUGGAGGAAGCUGCAGAUGUACUUUGUAUUUUACAAGCAGAGCUCCCUUCCUUGCUCCCUAUAGUUGAUGUAGCUGAAGCUUUGCUGCAUGUUAGAAAUGGUGCCUGGUUCUUGUGUCUCUUGGUGGCCAAUGUUCCUGAUAGUUUUAAUGAAGUUUGUAGGGGCCUGAUAAAAAAUGGAGAACGACAAGAUGAAGAAAGUCUUGGAGGAAGGCGCAGGACAGAUGCCUUACGCUUCUUGUGUAAAAUGAAUCCUUCUCAGGCCCUCAAGGUCCGAGGCAUGGUGGUGGAGGAAUGUCACUUGCCAGGCCUUGGUGUGGCUUUGACAUUGGAUCAUACUAAAAAUGAAGCUUGUGAGGAUGGAGUGAGUGACUUGGUUUGUUUUGUAAGUGGUUUGCUUCUUGGAACAAAUGCGAAGGUCCGCACUUGGUUUGGAACUUUUAUCCGAAAUGGACAGCAGAGAAAAAGAGAGACCAGCAGUUCUGUCCUCUGGCAGAUGAGAAGGCAGCUUCUUCUGGAGUUGAUGGGCAUUCUUCCCACAGUAAGAAGCACCCGAAUUGUGGAAGAAGCUGAUGUGGACAUGGAGCCCAAUGUGUCUGUGUAUUCGGGGCUGAAAGAAGAGCAUGUUGUGAAAGCCAGUGCACUCUUACGUCUGUACUGUGCUUUGAUGGGGAUCGCUGGACUCAAACCAACUGAAGAAGAAGCUGAGCAAUUAUUGCAGUUGAUGACGAGCCGUCCUCCUGCUACGCCAGCUGGGGUUCGCUUUGUUUCACUUUCCUUUUGUAUGCUACUGGCCUUUUCUACGCUUGUCAGUACACCUGAACAGGAGCAGCUGAUGGUAGUGUGGCUAAGUUGGAUGAUAAAAGAAGAAGCAUAUUUUGAGAGUACUUCAGGCGUCUCUGCUUCUUUUGGGGAGAUGUUAUUAUUGGUGGCUAUGUACUUUCACAGCAACCAGCUUAGUGCUAUCAUUGACUUGGUCUGUUCCACUUUGGGGAUGAAGAUUGUAAUUAAGCCAAGCUCCUUGAGCAGGAUGAAGACGAUCUUCACACAGGAAAUUUUUACUGAGCAGGUUGUCACAGCUCAUGCAGUUCGGGUCCCUGUCACCAGCAACCUGAGUGCCAACAUUACUGGAUUUUUGCCUAUUCAUUGUAUUUACCAGCUUCUCAGGAGCCGUUCCUUUACCAAGCACAAAGUGUCAAUAAAAGAUUGGAUUUACAGACAGCUGUGUGAGACCUCUACUCCACUUCAUCCUCAAUUACUUCCUUUGAUUGAUGUGUACAUAAAUUCUAUACUUACUCCUGCAUCGAAAUCUAAUCCAGAAGCCACAAAUCAGCCAGUCACAGAACAGGAGAUACUCAAUAUUUUCCAAGGAGUCACUGGGGGUGACAACAUCCGCCUUAAUCAGCGUUUCAGUAUCACAGCACAGCUUUUGGUGCUCUACUAUAUACUGUCUUAUGAGGAGGCUCUUCUAGCAAACACAAAGACUUUAGCUGCCAUGCAAAGAAAGCCCAAAUCAUACUCUUCUUCUUUAAUGGACCAGAUUCCUAUCAAGUUCCUUAUUCGACAGGCUCAAGGGCUACAGCAGGAGUUGGGAGGGUUGCAUUCAGCUUUACUACGUCUCCUUGCUACUAACUACCCACAUUUAUGUAUUGUGGAUGACUGGAUUUGUGAAGAAGAAAUCACAGGGACUGAUGCCCUGCUACGGCGAAUGCUCCUGACUAAUAAUGCUAAAAAUCAUUCUCCCAAACAACUCCAAGAAGCAUUUUCAGCUGUCCCAGUAAAUCACACACAAGUGAUGCAGAUUAUAGAACACUUGACUCUACUCUCUGCCAGUGAACUUAUACCAUAUGCAGAAGUGUUAACAUCCAAUAUGAGCCAGCUGUUGAAUUCAGGGGUUCCACGGAGAAUUCUGCAAACAGUCAAUAAACUAUGGAUGGUUCUUAAUACUGUGAUGCCUAGAAGGCUAUGGGUGAUGACGGUUAAUGCACUUCAACCUUCAAUAAAGUUUGUACGACAACAAAAGUAUACUCAGAAUGACCUGAUGAUAGAUCCUCUCAUUGUCCUAAGGUGUGAUCAGAGGGUUCACAGAUGCCCACCACUGAUGGAUAUUACCCUACACAUGUUGAAUGGAUAUCUUCUUGCAUCUAAAGCCUACCUUAGUGCUCAUCUGAAGGAAACAGAGCAAGAUAGGUCUUCCCAGAAUAAUACAAUUGGCUUAGUUGGACAAACUGAUGCUCCGGAAGUUACCAGAGAAGAAUUGAAAAAUGCAUUAUUGGCUGCUCAGGAUAGCGCAGCUGUCCAGAUUCUCUUAGAGAUUUGCCUACCUACUGAAGAGGAGAAAGCAAAUGGUGUCAAUCCAGAUAGCUUGUUAAGAAAUGUUCAAAGUGUUAUUACCACCAACACUCCAAAUAAGGGAAUGGAGGAAGGAGAAGACAAUUUGCUCUGUAACCUUCGAGAAGUUCAGUGCCUUAUCUGUUGUCUCUUGCACCAAAUGUACAUUGCAGAUCCCAACAUUGCUAAGCUUGUUCACUUUCAGGGUUAUCCAUGUGAACUUUUGCCUCUGACGGUCGCAGGUAUUCCAUCUAUGCACAUCUGUCUAGAUUUCAUACCUGAGCUUAUUGCACAGCCAGAACUUGAAAAACAGAUAUUUGCUAUCCAGUUGCUUUCUCACUUGUGUAUUCAAUAUGCAUUACCAAAGUCACUUAGUGUGGCUCGUUUAGCUGUCAAUGUCAUGGGAACUUUGUUAACAGUUUUAACACAGGCUAAGCGGUAUGCUUUUUUUAUGCCAACUCUGCCAAGUUUAGUCUCUUUUUGUCGAGCAUUUCCUCCUUUGUAUGAGGAUAUUAUGUCUUUGCUGAUCCAAAUAGGGCAAGUUUGUGCCUCUGAUGUUGCCACUCAGACAAGAGACAUUGAUCCAAUUAUUACACGUCUUCAACAAAUAAAGGAGAAACCAAGUGGAUGGUCUCAACUCUGUAAAGAUUCAUCUUACAAAAAUGGAUCCAGGGACACUGGAAGCAUGGAUCCUGAUGUACAGCUCUGUCACUGUAUUGAAAGAACAGUAAUUGAAAUAAUAAAUAUGAGUGUUAGUGGAAUUUAAAACAAAAUUUAAAACAAACAAAAAAAAUGAAGCUGUUUGCUGCAUAUACCCAACGUGAAUCUGCGUAUUGUAACAACUCUAAACUGAAUGGGAACAGUAAAGUAAUGUUGUGGAAUCACUAAAACAAUUCAAUUCAACAUGAAUAUAAUUUAGAACUCUAUGAGAAUUAUGCUUGCUUGUUUCUGAUUGGCACGUCUUUGAAUCUACUUUGCUGGUAUGUUUAUAUUGUAGCAGCUGAGCUUUUUUUUUUUCCACUGGGAACACAUGUAAGAAACUCAUUACUGGAAAGGGAAUUUGGCCUUGUAUUUAGCUUUUGAAGUGAAGACUGCCAUGCCUUUAAUUUCUUAUAAAAAUGAGUCUGUGGGUAGUCUUGGUGUUUAUUUUAACUGUGAGCUUGUAACAAAAUGUGACAAAGAUGCAAAGAUGGGAGAGGAAAAAAGGGUAAAGGGAAAGGAGAAUUAAGGAAAUAUUAGGAGUUAAAAACCCAAGUAGAAAUCUCAAAGAUUUGCAAUACAAGUAAUAGUAAUGCAAGUUGGAAUUCUAGUUCUCAAGAAAGAGUAUUGAGAAGGUUUUUAAAAAGGCAAGUAGCUUUUGUAAAUUAUUUCUGUGGAAUUACAGAUGAGGAUUUAAAGAUUUCACAUAUUUGCUUCAAUUUUUAUUAAUAUAUGAAGCCAUAUGUUUAAAGAGAUACUUGAAUAAUUUGGAAUUUUAAGAUACUGGUGUAAAAGUGUUUACAGAAACAUCUUUGUUCAAAGAAGAACCUGAGAGGAGAUCUCAUUUAGUUUUAUGUUUUAAAUUUAUUUUUAUAAUGCUUUAUUAACUUACCUAAUGCUCAGAGGGGGGAAAUAUAUAUCAAAUUAAAUGAAGGUAGAGCAAUAAAACCGAUUGGAUUAAAGAGCUGUUGGUUUGUCAUCAGGAUUAUAAUCAUAUCUUACUCUGAGAAGAUCUUUGAGUAAGAAAAUGUAGUGUUUGAAUCUCAGGAAAAGUUAAAAUGUAGAAAAUAUUGUCUUGCUGAAGGAUUUUGCAUUCCUCUGUCAGUAACUUCCAUUGAUUAGGCAGACAUAUUUAGGUAAACCCUAAUCAUUAAAAAAAAAAAAAAGCAAGUAUCAAUGUAGAAAGUACUUCCCUUUUCUCUCUCUGAGAUAUACCUCAAUCACACACUUCCCCACCCCCACUUGAAACAGACCUCUUCACUUGUGUUUUUUUUUUUUUCUCUGAGGUGGAGUCUUACCCUGUUGCCCAGGCUGGAGUGCAGUGGGGUGAUCUUGGCUCACUGCAGCCUCUGCCACCUGGGUUCAAGGGAUUCUCGCACCUCAACCUCCUGAGUAGCUGGGACUGCAGGCAUGCGCCACCUGUAUUUUUGUAUUUUUAGUAGAGAUGGGGGUUUGCCAUGUUGCCCAGGCUGGUUGUGAACUCCUGGCCUCAGGUGAUCUGCCGGCUUGGCCUCCCAAAGUGCUGGGAUUACAGGUAUGAGCCACUGCACCCAGCCAGACCUCUUCACUUGUAAAAGAAAUUAGGCUAAUAAGAAGGUGUAGUUUUUGAGAAAUGAAAUUUAACUUCAGCCUUUUCACUAGUAAAUAGUCACAUCUCAUUUUCUUCCUUUGUAAAAUGGGGUUACUACUGGCCCUACCUCACAUUCUAUGAGAAUGAGUUUGUAGCUGUUUCAAAUCAUGAAGUGCAUAGUAUCACAUAUGAUAGACUAUUUAUAACUUUUUAUUAGAUGCUUAAUGUUCAAUUAAGUAAUUUUGAUGUGAAAAAUAAAAGCAUAUGCUUAAAAGUAGCAUAAGAAUUUUCAUAUUUUUAAACAAGGCAGUUUUGUAGUCCCUUAAGAUUAAAUACAACUGCUCCUUUUUUUUUUUUUUUUAAACUGAGGCCUUGCGAUAUUUUGUGUGAAUAGAUAUGCCCUAGGAGUUCAGAAAAAGUUAAAGUGUGUUUUCUAACUAAAUGCAGUGCACAUUCCUGGAUCAAUUUUCAAAGACUGGUCAUAAUAACCUGCUGUGUUAAAAUAAUCACAUAUGCUGUUAAUCAUCAGAUUUGUUGAUGAUGUAAAUAAAAUGUGUAAAUAUAUUAGUAAAUGUUAAUAUUCAUGUAUUUUAAGUUAAGGUUAUAAAGUUUGUCACAAUGUGUUUUUUUAUUCAAGUGAAAACAGAUGUGUGCAGCUAUUUUGAAUAUUGGUUUAUAAACAUUCAUAUUCUUUAUCAAACGAA
This is a messenger RNA of Cercocebus atys (sooty mangabey), 6195 nucleotides long. It is a transcript of the gene INTS2, whose product is annotated as integrator complex subunit 2. Gene Ontology annotation, cellular component: integrator complex. Bases 398 to 3988 code for a protein of 1196 amino acids. The transcript is spliced from 25 exons. Lineage: Eukaryota; Metazoa; Chordata; Mammalia; Primates; Cercopithecidae. Gene Ontology annotation, biological process: snRNA 3'-end processing. The record is from RefSeq and is a predicted model, not a curated record.